This is a messenger RNA of Oreochromis niloticus (Nile tilapia), 7257 nucleotides long. RefSeq names its product EGFR pathway substrate 8a, signaling adaptor (gene eps8a). Gene Ontology annotation, biological process: regulation of Rho protein signal transduction; Rho protein signal transduction; positive regulation of ruffle assembly. Gene Ontology annotation, molecular function: actin binding. Gene Ontology annotation, cellular component: plasma membrane; vesicle; ruffle membrane. NCBI's taxonomy places the organism in Eukaryota, Metazoa, Chordata, Actinopteri, Cichliformes, Cichlidae. The record is from RefSeq and is a predicted model, not a curated record.
AUAACUUUAUUUUCCAUUUCACCCAUAACCUUCUGAUAUAUUCAGUUUUUAUCAGCAGCUGUUAAAAUUACGUUACAUUUAAACGCCACACUAGUGGAAGAAAAACUACUUUCUGUUGACCUGCUGCUGUGUGCAGAACGCUGUAUGAGCUCAACGUUAUGAUCUAUAACAACUGAUCAGAGUGUGUUUAAGGUUCUGUGUGGUUACUGUUCAACCCAUCAGUGGAGAAAAGGAAUUAUACACAACAGGUAAACAUAAGAAAAUAAGACAGGUUUUAUACGGACUACUGGACAGAUGCCUCUGAACAUUCAGCUUGAAGUUUUAGUACAGAGACAAAGUUUUAACAGCAGUGAGCCAUUUCCUCUGAUAACACCUCCCUCAUGAAAAUGAGCCGUCUUUUAGCAGCGAUCACAACCACAGCAGGCACAAGGCAGGAUUUUUCAGAUUUUGUGCAGCUUGCAAUUGUGUGUCACAGACUUUUAAUUCACAUUUGUCAUAUUUGUGUGACUCAUUAAGAUAUUCUCCUCCUGAAGGUGAAACACGUGUGCAUAAGGCCAGCCGCAGUCACAAACUCUGAGUCUGUUCACAAAAGGUUUCACAGAAAUUCCAGUCACGUGACUUGGGGUUUUCAGUGUCAUCACCAUGACAAUUCACUGAUUUUUUUUUUUAUUAUUUUCAUUAGAUUAUUUCAUCAUUCACAGCUCUUCUCCCUGAGGAUUCUGGGUAACAAACUGAUCUCUGGGUUCAGUCCAUGUGGAAGAGUCCUGACUGUACUCUGAUACUUUUACCUGUAACUGAGUACUAGUACCAUGGUGUUGUUUUACUGCAGGCAGAGGUUCUGCCUCCUCUGUUGCUGAGUGUGUCCUGUCCCAGCAGGGGGGGCCCUCACUGCCUUAUCAUACAGAGCGUUUUCUUUCCUGAAUGUGGGCUGGAAGGCUGCUUCAGGUGACCUGAUCAGCACUGUUCAAUAAAUUGAAGAUUACUGGUUUAUUGAGACAUUUAUAGAUCAAAAAUCAAUAUUUCCCUCAUUUUGGAAUAUUUUCAAGCAUAUUUAUGGCUUUCAGUGGUGAGCACUGAACUGGUUCACUGAUAAUAUUCAAUCCAUAUUAAUGUAAAUAUCUAUCCAUUCUCCUCUGCUUAUCAACUUGGUAGGAUCGCGGGUGGGGGGUUAGUUGGCACUGUGUUGCAAAGCCAACACAGAGACAGACAACCAUUGGCAUUCAACAGAACUUAUUCCAGCUAAUUUUAGACUUGAGUGUCAAGAACAAAAACACAUUUUCCUUUGAUAAACAGGUUAAUUAUGUUUUUACAUUGUGUCAUAGUUAGGGCUUACAGAUACUAACAGAAGCUAAUGGAGGUUAGUAGCAGCUAAUAAAUAAUAGCAGUUAACAGUAGCUAAAAUUAACUAAGGGGUAACUAACAUACUCCAGCAGCGGAACAAACAGCAGUGUUAUGGCAGAAAAGUUCAGCAUAUCCUCAGCAGCUCACCUCAGUAUAGUUUUUAUCAGUGGGAACUGAGCUUAACUGAGUCAUCGACUCAUGUCUGAGUCCUUUCAUGAAGUUUUGCAGCCUCCUGCAGAGUAAACAGAUGCACACUGCCCGCCUUUACAAGAGGGAAAACUGACCCGGAUCUGGACCUGCAACUUUGCAGAUGAACAGUAGCCCACAUUUUUGAGGUGAACCCAAAAUAUCUAAUUGACACAUUUCCGGUUUUUAUUUCUGAUUUAUUGCUAAGUAUUGAUAUUAUUCAAAUGUGUUAAUAAUGUAUUUUUUAAACAGUAGUAUAAAUAUGCCAGUUGUUAUGAGGUAAAAUCUAGAUUUGGUGUUUUUGAUCUCUCCUACAGCAGCCACCGCAGCUAGAAUUAUGCUCUUGAUUUGGGAGGGGUAAGAAAACAAAACUCAUCUGAUUCCAGCUACUGACAUCUGUUAGUGAAAAAUUUACACACUGUAACUUCAAUAAAAAAAAUAUUCAUAAUAAAAUGUUUCUAGUUAUUUUUGUUUUUUGUUUCUCUGUAUUACCAUUAUCAUAACUAUUUCAUUAGUUCAUAUUAUUCUGUGCUAGAAUCUUCUAUCCCUGGUUAACAGGCUAAUCGCUGCAGAUUUAUUGGCGUGAAGGGGGCGUGGUCAAGCAGGCAGACUGUCCUGUCAGUCCUCACUCAGGGCACACUCCGCCCUCUACUGCAGUCCGCUGCUUUAAAGCUGAUCCAGAGUCAGCCGCAGGUUAAUCUCCGCUGGAAGCUCCCGAACAGGAGUUCAGUUAUUCAGACACAGAGUCUAGGCAGGAGCCGGUGAAGCGCCCGGAGCUCUCAGCGUGGACUGUGCCAUGUUUCUAUGACCUCGGGAUUUUUGAAGCCGCACCUGCAGCUGAUGCUCCACCGUGAAGCAGCAUGAACGGAUACGAACCUCCAGCUCUCGCCUCGGGCGUCUUCGGCUCCUACAGCUCGCCCAUCAACGGCCACGAUGCUCCAUCUCCAGAGCCUCCGACGCACAAAGCCAAGACCAGUGCCAAAGCUCUUUACGAACAAAGGAAACAUUACACCAAAACCAGCAUCAACAGCCUGACAGACACGUCGCAGUAUCAUGUGGAGCACCUGACCACGUUUGUGCUGGACCGCAAAGACGGGAUGAUCACAGUGGAUGACGGCAUCAGACGCCUCCGUCUACUCGAUGCUAAAGGGAAGGUGUGGACCCAGGAGAUGCUGCUGCAGGUGGAGGAGAAGACGGUGAGCCUCAUCGACUUAGGAACGAAGAACGAGCUGGAGAACUUCCAGAUCGGCUCCAUCCAGCACUGCCAGGCCGUGAUGAACGCCUGCAGCUACGACUCCAUCCUGGCUCUGAUCUGCAAAGAGCCAGGUCAGACCAAACCUGAUCUCCACCUGUUCCAGUGUGAUGAAAUCAAGGCGAAUCUGAUCCAAGCUGACAUAGAAAGUGCCAUGAUGGAUGCCAAAGGAAGCAAAGUGAAGAAACGGCCGGAGACCCUGAAGAUGAUUCUGAAGAGUGACGGCAUUAUCCCCCCUCCCCCUUCCGCUCCUGCCCCCCAGCCACCACCGUCACCUGAUCUGGUGGACGUAAAGAGUCGUGCAGCAGCCUGGUCGGCAUGGACCAAUGAGCAGUAUGAGGCAGACGAUAGGCGGCUGUCGCAGGACAAUGGGCCGGUGGAGAUGACAGCAGCUCGCGUAGACCGCGAUGUGCAAAUCCUGAACCACAUCUUGGACGACAUCGAGUUUUUCGUCACCAAACUUCAGAAGGCUGCCGAGGCCUUCGGCGAGCUCUCCAAGAGGAAAAAGAACAAGAAGGGCAAGAAGAAAAGUCCUGGAGAGGGCGUCCUGACGCUGCGCUCCAAACCUCCGAGCGAAGACGAGUUUGUCGACUGUCUGCAGAAGUUCAAGCAUGCCUUCAACCAGCUGGGGAAGCUGAAGGACCACAUCCAGAACCCGAGCGCCGUGGAGUUGGUCCACUUCCUGUUCACGCCACUAAAGAUGGUGAUCCAGGCUUCGGGCAGCGUGGAUCUGGCCCGUAGCGUUGUUGUUCCUCUGCUGACCAGAGACGCCAUAGACUUCCUUCACGCCUCGGGGACGGCGGAGGAGAGACACUUGUGGGUUGCCCUGGGAGACGGAUGGACAAAGAGCAGGCUGGAGUGGCCAAAGGACCACUACUUCCCCCCGUGUGUUCUGAAGUUUCGUGAUGGUUGGGAGCCACCUGCGUUGCCGGCGAUGACCCAGAGUCGUGAGCAGGAGCUCGCUCAGCUUGCCGAAAGCCUCGCCAAUGCCAACCUGCAGAGACCGGAGGACCCGAGGCCGUGGGUGACUCAGGAGGUGGCGCUGCAGAGGUUCCCACCUGCUGACGGGUAUGCCUUCACCAACACCUCCUACAAACGCAUGCAGAUCCUGGAUCAGGACACGGCCGUGGCUGCUUUCAAACACGCCGCCAGCCGCCAUGUAGACCGAGGCUUCGACGCCGACGGCAGAGGGCAGCCCAAAAUGUUUGCCAAAUCGAAGUACGACUUUGUGGCGAGGAACAACACAGAGCUGUCAGUGCUUAAAGACGAGGUGGUCGAGGUGCUGGACGACAGGAAGCAGUGGUGGAAGGUUCGUAACGGCUGUUGGGCGACGGGCUACGUGCCAAACAACAUCCUGGAGAUCACCAAAGCAGUGGACAUGACCAGCCGAGGAGAGCCCAUCUACAGCCACACCGUCCAGAAACAGACCACAAGGACAGAGUUUGUCCCCAGCAAACCCGUUGCCACGCCGAUGCCCCCAGCCCCCGCACCGGUUCCUCCUGCUCCCGCCCCCGCCAGGGUCCCCACGCCACCACUGCCUCCUCCGGCCGCAGAGCCUGCAAAGCUGGGGGCAGCAGCAGCGCAGUCAGCCGACAGAACAGCAACGCGUCCAGCGAUGGGCAGCGUCGCCAUGAGGGAGCAAAACAGCCAGAAACCUGCUGUUGCCGCCGCCAGCCGCAGGAAGUCGAACAUGGAGGAGGUCCAGGACGAGCUGAUGCACAGGCUGACGCUCGGUCGCAGCGCCCAGAAGAAAUUUCAGGGUCCCGCCCGCAGUGGCAACACGCCGUCGGUCAGCAUCACGUACGACUCGACGCCAGAAGAGGUCAAAGCGUGGUUGGAGGCCAAAGGCUUCAGCCCCGUCACCAUCACCAGCCUCGGCGUGCUAACUGGCGCUCAGCUCUUCUCGCUCAACAAGGAGGAACUGAGGACGGUUUGUCCUGAUGACGGCGCCCGAGUCUUCAGUCAGGUCACCGUGCAGAAGGCGGCGCUUGAGAAGAGUGCAGGCUCCGAGCUGCAGGAGAUCAUGAGGAGGCGGCAGGAGAAACUGGCAGCCAGCACCUGUGAUUCAGGGGUGGAGUCUUUCGAUGAAGGCGGCCCCCACUGAGCUCCACCCAGCUCCUCCCCUUCCUUCCUUCCUCCCUCCCUCUUCCCUCCCUCUGCUGUACCUUUUCCUUUUUUUUUUUUCUUUUUUUUUCAAACCGCAGCCUGCUGCUCUCUCAAUCCUCAGGCGGCGGCCGACCGCGCGGAGUUCGUGGAGAUCAUGCGGCGUAGACAGGAACUCCUCAGCUCGUCUCCAUAGAAACAGAAACCGACCGCCCACCUGACCGCCCACACACAAUAUUCUGCCAUGUUUGCCUGGAGUUCACAUGAACACUUUGUGGACUUGUUUAGUUGGUGAAAAGCUGUUCGCUCACCGUUUCCAAAGCAAAGCCUCGCAGUAUUAACGUCAGCGCCGCGCCCGGUCCUCUCCGCUUUAUCACUGCGGUCAGGUCACACAUAGGAGCGUUUCAUGAUGUAAUGAUGUAAACACACUGCACAGGAAGUGCUGAUCCUGUGUUUUUAUUUCCAAAGAGGGAUUGAUCCUGCACACGUGGAUUAUUCCCUCUGUGCCUGGGUACAGUGAGAUCACGGAGAGGCUAAAACUGAGCCUGGUACUUUAGCCAUGCCUGACUGGUUGUUACAAAAAUGAAAUUCACUAAAUGAACAUUAUUCUAUCAUCUACGCUAACAGACUGAUAAAUAUACAUUUAAGAGUUUUUGAGAGAAUUAUUUGAUGGGAUUUCAUUUUCUCAGAUUAUAUUAAAACUAUUUGAUAACCAAACAGAAGCAAAAUGAAAUGCACAUAACUUUAUAAAAAUAACUUAUGAAGAACAUCUGUCACAGAGUGAGUGAUCAGAUUUCUUACAAAAAAUGAUAUUUGGUAAUCAGCAUUUUUGCACAUGAAUAAAAAUGCUGAUGUUUUUCAGGCAGAGGUAACAACCAAUGAAACAAGCCGAAGCAGCUGAGGUUGUUUGUAAUUGCUCAGAUCUGAAAGUCUUUCUUUGACUUUGUUCUGAGGGUAAAAACACAAAAUGAAUGUAGUUGAACUCAUCAUGCCCCGUCCAAAGCAACAGGUAGCCAUCAUGUUUCUGUCUCAUUGGUCGUCUUACCUGUUCGAGCUGCAGGUGAUGUGAUGCCAGCGAGUGCUGACUGUAUUCAGGUCGAGUAACAAAAGCUUAGAUUUGGUGUCCUCCCAGGAGGAGGCUGAUAGUAAUGGCAGCAGCAGUGACAUAAAGCUAGUAAGACGAACAAUCUGAAAACUGAAGCGGCGAAUUCUCAAACUUUUGAUCGAAUCACUGCAGACUUUAAUGUUUAUUCUUUGAACAUCCACCAUGAUGACCAUUUAAAAAUGUAUCUGUAUAAGAAGUAACAUCAGACUCAACAUGAAGGAGCUAAACUUAGGAUGACGUGAAGGGUGAGAAGCCCCUGCAGAAAACUGUUUUAACAGAAAUCUAAUGGGGAAAAAAAAUCUGCAAAUUGAACUCUGUAUAUUCUAUUGAAAACCUGAUGGAAAAGAAACAUUUUACCCCUGAAAAAUCUGCAUUUUUGUUCUUCAGCUCCACAGAGCUGCAUUCUGUCUGGAUGAGCUCGAGAGCGCCCCCUGUGGCACAGGUAGUUCACAGGUUUAAGUUCACAUUUUAAAGGUUACACGCACACAUUCACAUGGACUUGAUUUCGAACUGGAUCACAAUAAUGUCUCAUACAAUGGAGUCCGGAUCUUUCACAUUAAGGGUUAUAAAGGGUGUAAUCUGUUUUCUUAACGGGCUUUUAAUGUGAAAAAUCUGCCCUUUUUGAUCACUCUGAAAAUCACCCAACCCAAUCAGCGAGGUGACCAGUGUGACUGAAGCGAUGAUGUGGUCUAACAGUCACGGGUCUGAUGGUUUCCGCUGUGACUGGAUUGGUUCGUGCUGGUCACGAGCACGCUCAAAGUUAUUUGAACACUGGCUAUUGUUUGAGAAUUUACCGCCAAAAAUCAGCAACAGAAGCUGUUCAGAUCAGUGAGAAAAAAAUAAAGUAAAAACAUACAGACUGUUUCUGUUUGUACAAGCAGCCUGAAAACACUGUAAAUGAAAGAUGUAAACACUCAUAGAAAAGGAAAUGUAGAGAAAUGAGCCUGUACUCACUGUGGCAUUGAUUGUAUUGAUUUUGUUUCCACUUAUGCACUUAAUCUUCUGAAGGAAAGUUUUGUCUUUGUCUGAACUGUAGCACCACAUUGUAAUAAGAAUAAUGAUUAAAGCAGAGUAGUUUACAGUUUAUGAAGAAUUGCUUGUUGCUAAUGAAAGAACAGUAAAAGUUUAUGUAAUGUAGUUUUACCCAAACAGAUGUAUAGAGGCCAAUCAGGAGGAAAGGUUAGAGUUCAUUUGUACGUGUAUAGUUUUUUUUUUCGUGCCUUUUCCAUGUAAAUCUGCUCAUUCUGCAAUAAAAUAUUUACCAAAAGCA